GGAGUGAAGUGAAUAAUCCGGGGAGGGUAGAGUCGUGUAAGAAGGAGCAAGCUCCUGCAGUGACCCUUCAACUCUGGAACUCCGAGGAGCACAAUAUUUCCAGCUUCUUGCUCGGUUUCUUCUUCAAUUUCCCAUUUUCUUGUUUAGCUUCUGUUCUAUACUCUCUCUGCUUCAGUGGGUUGAAGAUAUAGAUAAGAUAACAGAGGGAGUGGUCAAAGAGCGAGGGGUUCCGUAUUGUUUCCGAUGAUGGGCAAUCCUAACCCUAACCCUAGCCCUAAUCCUGCUCCGGAAAAGGAAAAGAGGCUCCAAGAAGAGCUGUUGGGUCCCAUCUUACUGGGAGACCGCAUCAUAAAACUGGCUCAGGAGGCGGAGUCGUCCAAGGUGGACUGCACGGAGCUGGCGCGGAAGGUGCAGGUGGUGUGCGACAACCUGCGUUCCGUCGUGCGUGUGGUGUCGGGGACGCAGUGCGUGAACGAGCGCCCCAUACGCCGCAUCGUCGGCGAGGUCUCCAAAAACCUAGAGCGCACGUUAGCGUUCGUGCGCAAGUGCAAGAAACACGGUGGCGUCCUCCGCCAGGUCUUCUCCAUGACCACGACUGCCGACUUCCGCAAGGUCUGGAACCUUCUGGAAUCUUCGAACGGCGACUUGGUAUGGCUCCUCACCAUCUUGGACUCGAAGGAGGGUACCAAUGUCUCCCUUCCCCCCAUCGCCAGCAACGACCCCAUCCUUGCAUGGGUCUGGACCUUCACCUACACUCUUCAAUUGGGUCAGCCAAAGGACCGCGCGGAAGCCGCCACAGAACUUGGCUCCCUCGCCAGAGGAAACGAGCGUACAAAAUUCAUCAUCUUGGAGGAAGGUGGAGUGCCUCCUCUCCUCAAGCUUCUCAAGGAAGCUUCUUCCCCUGAUGCUCAGGUUGCUGCUGCCAAUGCUCUUGUCAACGUUACUACUAAUCAAGAGAGUGUCGUUAGCUACGUCGUAGAGUCCCAUGCUGCCCCCACUAUUGUUCAGGUCCUUGGUGACUCCCCUAUGAGGGUUCGUGUCUCUGUUGCCAAUUUAGUCUCAGCUAUGGCUGAGCAAAAUGAACUUGCUCGCGAGGAGUUCGUGAGGGCCAAUGUGACUAGGCCCCUCGUGUCGUUGUUGUCCAUGGAUACUGUCCUUGCUGACCCCAUGGCCGGUCGUGCUAGCAUCCAUUCGCUUGUUCUGAAUUUGUCCAACGUUGGGGAGACAAAUUCGGAUGGGAGUAGCCGUGGCUCCAGCCACCAUCGGAGGGAAAGGGAAAGAGAGGUUGAGAGCCCGGAGUUGAGGAAUGAGGUCAAAAUCAGUUGUGCUAAGGCUCUCUGGAAACUCUCCAAAGGGUGUCUUUCAAGUUGCAAGAAGAUUACCGAGACUAAAGGUUUGCUUUGUCUGGCUAAGAUGAUUGAGUCUGAGAGUGGGGAAUUGCAACUUAAUUGUCUUAUGGCUGUCAUGGAGAUUGCUGCUGUGGCAGAGUCCAAUGCUGAUCUUAGAAGAGGUGCUUUUAAGCGAACUGCGCCAGCGGCAAAGGCGGUACUGGAUCAGCUGUUGAGGGUGGUACAGGAAGAGGGUAAUCCGGCACUGGUGAUUCCUGCCAUUAAGGCAAUUGGUUCCUUGGCCAGAAACUUCUCUGGAAAGGUUCCGCAAGUUCUUGGUCCUUUAGUUGCUCAGCUUGGUAGCAGAGAUGUUGACGUAGCCAGUGAGGCUGCCAUUGCAUUGGGAAAGUUUGUCAGCCCGGACAACUACAAUUGCGUUGACCAUUCUAAAGCAAUACUUGAGCUUGAUGGGGUUCCGAAGCUAAUGAGCCUGCUGCAGAUAAAUGAUCGCCAACAAGUUCAUGGCCUGAAAUUACUUUGUUACCUUGCCUUAAAUGUAGGUAACAGUAAGGUCCUUGAGCAAGAACGUGCCUUGAAUACCUUAGAGAGGUUUGCUCGUCCUGUUCAAACACAAUAUCCUGAUUUGAAGGACCUGUUUGCAAAGGCUAUACACCACCUCACUCUUUAUCAGCCAGGAGCUCAAUUGCACAGACAGCCCUUGGGGCUGUAAGUGCCACUGAUUGCGUUAAUCAAAAUAAUGCCUUGACUUCCUUCUAGAGAUCUAAAUCCUGCAGGGAUUCUAUAAUAAGCUAAGGCCAUGUAUUCCUCAGAUUUUACUACUUCUGUUAUCAAAUUUAGAAGAAAAAAAGAAGACUAGAAAUCAAAUUUGUUAACCUGGUAUGGAUAUUUUGUUUGUUUGAUUAAAGCAUAACAGGAGCUUGUACAACACCACUGAUGAUGGAAGUUGGCGAGAUCUCUUGGGAUGCACUUUUGAAGAGCCAACCUAGGUUGGCAGUGGUAGUUUUGAUUCAAAUUUUAUUCUGGCUACAAUGUCUGUAGAGUUCCUUGUUGUAGUUCACGAUGUAAAUCUACAUAUAAUGCAUGGGGUAAAGUUUGUACACAGUUGUCAUGUCACGGGUUUGAUUGUCUUCGAUGUUUGCAGCUGGCGUCUGGAUCGCCUAGGUAAAAAAAUAUAUGGACAAAUUUGUUGUUUUAAACAGUGAGCAUGAACAUUUUGCAUUUUUUUUUGUG
Messenger RNA from Vigna unguiculata (cowpea), 2579 nucleotides. RefSeq lists its product as uncharacterized. Gene Ontology annotation, biological process: cell surface receptor signaling pathway. The record is from RefSeq and is a predicted model, not a curated record. Gene Ontology annotation, molecular function: protein binding. Lineage: Eukaryota; Viridiplantae; Streptophyta; Magnoliopsida; Fabales; Fabaceae.